CUUAAAAAUAACACUAAAUAGUAAUAAUAAAGCUCUAAUAAUGUGGCAAUCCUAGGAUGAAAAUGCACAUGACCCCUUAGGAAAAAGAAUUAUCUUCAUUAGUAAAACUAGUGCUGUAAAUUGCUGUUGCAUUUCACAACUAAGCAUUUAAAGAAAUUGUGUGUGCAUUACUUUGCUCACGAAGGAAGAGGUCAGGCUGAAUUGUAGUGGUAUUUAAACACAAUCAGACAAUGACAAUAAAUCAAAACAUAAAAUAAAAAAGCAUCUUAAAUGUUAUACACAUUCUUUCCAAAGCAAUAUAAUUAAAUGUCUUUGCAAAUCUAUAUAUUUUUAUACAACUUUUCAAACAUGAAAGUAAUCAGAUAAAUGUGAAAAUGUGUUCAGUACUAUAUUAUGAAAAUUAUUUUCUUUGUUUUCCACUAGAUUUAUCCUUUGAUCAGAAAGCUUCAGAACUGAAAUAUAAUCUCACUGUAGGAUGUAGAUUACACCUUACUCAAAGUGAAAAAGAGCACAUUUGAUUAAUAAGAUGUGUAUUCAGACCUAUAUAUUGUUGCAUGUGCACAUAGUUGGUAAAACAGGCAUACUUCACCUUCUAUUCUGAAGAAGUGUGAGGCAAACAUCCAUCUUUAGAAUUGUGUUCAUCUUUGAUUUUAAGGGAGGCUGAUAUGGUCAACAAAAUUACCAAGGAAAUGUACAGCAGGAUCCCACACACAAACACACACACACAGAGGGAGCAAGUAAAUUAUUGCAUAAGUUUUAAUAUAAUUGAUAAAAGACACCUUUAAUUUUUCCUGUGCAUUCUUUUGGCUAGCAUUCACAUUAAUAAUCUAAACCAUAAAUGUUGGUAGCUAUUGAUUAGAAUCCCCUGUGUGUGCAAAUCCAGUUUCAAGACCCCUGCCUUUACAGGGUACGUGGGAGUGCACCGGCAAGGGCCUCUACCAGCUUUCUUUAUAGUUAUCUACCCCCAGUGUGCCUGAAGAAGAUCCUAAUAUACAGUGUGUGCUGAUGGCCAUAAGAAAGCUGCCUGACAAAAAAUGAUGGAGAAGUGAAAGAAACAAAAGACUCUGUGUGUUAUAUGGGGAAAGAUAUGCAAUUGAAAGUCCAUGUAUUUCUAUGAGUGUGUGUGUGUGUGCUGUGAAAGAGAGAGAGAGAGAGAGAGAGAGUUAGUGUGUGGGUGUGAGAGAGAGAGAUUUUGUCUAAGACUUCUGGCUCUCCCAUUUAACAUUGGCUCUGACUACAUUCAGAAGCUCAUGGCUAUACCUUUUGGGGGGGCAGAUUCGGGAACAGCUUCUUGUUUCGAACAUUUGAUAGAGCAAGUAUUAAACAAACAAAAAAGCAUAUAUUUUAAAAAUAGUUGCUGAAUCUCAUUACCACACUGUUAUCUGCAGUAAAAGUGUGUGUGUGUGUGUGUGUGUGUGUGUGUGUACUUAACAGCAACCGAGAACAACUAAACUACCUGGCAAAGAAAUGACUUUUCAGCCCACCUUUUUUGUAAUGUCUUCUUUAAAAGCUUUAUCUGAGUUUAGUUUCUUUACUGUUUGAAUCCACAGCCUUAACCUUAAAACAGGGGGAGGGGAAUAGUGUGGUGGGGGUGGGAGUGGGAGUGCGAGCAGCAUUAAAGUGCAUCAGGAGGAAUUUUUAAACGAUCUCAUUGUCUGUAGUUCUAGAAAGACUACGAUGAUUUCCUUUUAAUGCUAGCAGCUGUUUUCCCUCGCAAGUUUACUUUCAGCGAGAGAAUAUAAAAUGACGUCUCUUACGCAAAUGAGAAAGGAAAAUGUACGCUGAUAAAUCCAGAUGCAAUGCAAAAGAAGGCUUAACUCUGUGGAUGGUAUUAGCUGUGACGAGGCAUUGUUCACUGCUGCCUCUUGGUUACGUUUAAAGGCUGAAAUAUCACGAGAUCCAUUCAAUGAUCCUUUUCUCAUUCAAGGGACAAAAUGUAAUUUGCUGUAGCUCUGGUUUCUUGGAUGGGAAUACUAUCCUUAGUAUUUCAAAAGGAAGAGCUAGACGUGGUUUGUACACACAUUGAUUAAGUUGAAGAGCAGCGAUUACAUCUGUGCAGAGAGCAACAGUAGUCUAGGGGUGCCUUUGCAAAUCUCAACCUUCUGAGUUGCAGACUCUCCUAAAUAGACUUCCUUAAUUUCCGGAUGCACUUCUAUACAUUCCCGGUUCUCUCCAGAAUUCCUGCGCAAUUGAGAGGUUGUGUGUAUUUUACCUUGUAACGCAAAACUACCGAACAUUAUUUUUAAAGCGAUCCUUUUAUUUAUUACAGCUAUACCUGAUGGUGUAAUACGAGAUCCACUCACCAUAUUGCCAAUCUAUAGAAUGGAUAAUGGAACUUUUGAAUUAGAGGGGAAAAAUUAGUCCCAGAAAUACGAGCUGUUUUCUUAAUCACACGGAUAUGUCUAAUUUUGGAUACGCAGUGAACUAUUGCUGUAUAUAAGUGCUUGCGUUAUAUCCAGUUUUCAGUUGCAAACUGAUUAUAGGCGGAUAGUUAUUUUUGCAGCUUUUGACAUGCAAACCGCAAACAUCAUUUUAACGCACGAAGGAAGAGGUUUGCUAACAUUGCAACAUUUUCGAAAUCAUUUGUGCCUCACUGAAGUAUUUUAACGUCACCGCGAAGAGGUUAAGCCUCCUUGAUGCUUCUUCAAAAUGAUUUUUAAAAGGGUUGGUACAAAUGGAACAGCUAAAUUCUGCAGAAGGCCUGCCCCAAACUGAACGUACAGACUGCAAACCAAAAGUCUCCUGGACCACUGAAGUAUUCUACAUCGUGUGCCAGCACUUUUUUGUUAUUACGUAAAGCCUCUGGAAGCACCUUGGAUAUUUUACAUUCUUUUUUCUCUACUUGAAGCAGUCAGCACACAAGAAUCCUGAUGUGGAGUUUGGGUCUCUAGGACAUUUCAGCUUGUGAUCCAGCACGGUUAAUUGUGAAAAGUGUAUACAUUUCUGGCUUAUCUAUGCUUUGUUAUGGGUCUGACGUGAGCCCACGUCCUCCUUCCCCUCCCCCAAUAUUACAGACAGAAUUUCAGCUAAAGAGUUACAGUAUUACGGUGCUGGAAACCUUGAUAUGCAGACAGCAAAAGACAAACUUAAGUCUCUGACUGUAGAAAGACAAUUAAAUAGAAGAGGAAAAUCAAGAGAAACUCGAAAAUCAGGAUGCCUUGAGACAAAUACAGCAUCUGGCUGAGGAUUGUGUGUGGCUUUUUUUUUCUUUCUUUCGGCAAAUGCUGGGAAUAAUUUAACUCACGAAAUGGGAGACUUGAAGUCGGGUUUUGAAGAGGUGGAUGGCGUGAGGCUCGGCUACCUCAUCAUUAAAGGAAAGCAAAUGUUUGCACUCUCUCAGGUUUUUACAGACCUGCUUAAAAACAUCCCGAGAACUACAGUGCACAAACGAAUGGAUCAUUUAAAAGUAAAAAAGCAUCACUGCGACCUGGAGGAGUUGAGGAAACUCAAAGCCAUCAACUCCAUCGCUUUCCAUGCAGCCAAAUGCACACUGAUAUCUAGAGAGGACGUCGAAGCUCUUUACACUUCCUGCAAAACGGAACGGGUCCUUAAGACAAAAAGGAGGAAAAUAAGCCGGGCAUUGUCAACUCCCGAUCUUCAACCGCAGCACACAGCCACCGACCCUUACUCCAGCUUUUGGAAAGAGAACAAACUUUGGCUGGGUUUGAAUGAAUCCGCUCAGCCCCUGCCAAUUAGAAGAAAAGCUUCGCGUCCCGGAGACACAGGCUUGCUACCGGCCUCUGAUCUACCUCACAUUUUUAGUAAAUACACUGGCCACAGCUACCCAGAGAUCGCGCGCUCGCCUUGCAAACACCCUUUAAACUAUGAAACUGCCCCGGUCGUGGGCAACUAUGUCACCUUUCACCCGGAUCCCCCUUAUUUUCGGAGCGUCCUGUGCAGCAAGCACCCGGCUGCCGCGGCUGCCGCGGCUGCGUAUUAUUCCCAGCCCGCCGCCGCCGCCAUUGCUCAGACCAAGCUAGCGGCGGCGGCGGCGGCAGGGAGCCCGGUGGGUCUGACUUACAGAUACAAAAGGAAAAGAGCCUGCGAGGCCGCCCCGAAGGACUGCUUAUUAACCGCCCCCGGCAGCGCCAGGCGGCUCCUGAUCGUGCCCCGGCCCUGCAAGCCCAGAGGAGCGGCGGCGGCGGCGGGCACGGCCGCUUGCUUGGAGCGAUUUCACCUCGGCAAUGGCUUUUGCACUUCUCAGCAGCCGCACGCAGGCAGCUUCCCCGAGAGCUACAGCAGCGACUCGGAGUCCAGCUCUUACUCCGACCACGCGGCCAACGACUCGGACUUCGGCUCCAGCCUCUCCAGCACCAGCAACUCCGUGUCCUCGGAGGAGGAGGAGGACGAAGAGGAGGAGGAGGGCAGCGGCCUCUCGGACUCCAGCGAGGUCAGCUCCGAGGAGGAGGAUACGACCUCCGAGUCCGACUCCAGCUCAGUGUCCAGCCAGGUCUCGGUGCAAAGCAUCCGCUUCAGGCGAACCAGUUUCUGCAGCCCCCCCAGCAUGGCCCAGGCCAACUUCUUGUAUCACUUGGCCGCGGCCGCCCCCAGCAAACCGCCAGCUUCCGAGGAGGCCGGUAGGCUCUCCGACCUCCAAAGUGCUCAGUGUGGUGUCAAAUCGGAGUUGCCAGAGGAAUGGAGUCAUCAAAGCUGGGCACCCAAAGCACCUCCAGUGUGUUGCUCCGGCAGCCCUGGCAGUUGUUUUGCUGAGAUAAGGGAUGAUAGGGUAUCUGAGAUCACAUUCCCACACCCUGCAUUUUCCAAUAACGCAAAGAGUACUGACCUAACAAUUAACUGUGCUGCAAAGGGGGCCUCUUCACCUAGCCCAAAGACAAACAAUGCAUUUCCACAACAAAGAAUAUUCCGAGAGGCAAGGAAAUGCCUUCAAGCAACAACUACACACUGUGCACAUAACAAUACAAUAGCUGCUAGGUUCUUAAAUAAUGAUUCUUCAUCAACAGCAGCAAAUUCAGAAGAAGAUUCCAAAAUCCCUCAUUGUAUUGAAUUUGCCACGGAUUUGCCCUCUUUGCAAACUGAUUGGGAGGGGGAUGCUGCUCCUGCCACAGCAGCUGCUGAGCUUGAGUGCACUGAUCCAGGCAAUAAGACAUUGCCAUUCCUGCACAAUAUUAAAAUCAAAAUAGAGGAUAGCAGUGCCAAUGAAGAAUAUGAACCCGACCUUUCCAAACAUAAGCUAAAGUGUGAGUGCAAUGAGACUAAGGAUGAGUUUAACAGUGUGACUGAGAGUAAUAACCCGGACAUUUUAUUAACAGCCAAGGAAGAUUCUGCAUGCACUGAGAAAGAAACCACUUCCUUAAAUGCGCUGACUCAGAGUCAGGUCCUUUCAUGCACUUUAGGUACUCCAAAACCUGAGGAUGGGGAGUAUAAAUUUGGAGCGAGGGUGAGAAAAAAUUACAGGACAUUGGUUUUGGGAAAGCGACCUGUACUGCAGACUCCUCCAGUCAAACCAAAUUUGAAAUCAGCUAGAAGCCCACGUCCUACAGGUAAAAUUGAGACACAUGAAGGAACACUGGAUGAUUUUACAGUUACCAAUAGACGCAAAAGAGUAGCCAGCAAUGUAGCAUCAGCAGUGAAAAGGCCGUUUAAUUUCAUGGCAAAUUUUCCCUGUCCACCGUCACUAAUUAUUGGCAAUGAUGGGGAUUUGUUGCCAGCUUAUUCCUUAAACACCACUAAGGAUUCCCAACCACCUCACAAGGCCCAUCCUGUAUGGAAAUGGCAGUUGGGCGGUUCUGCAAUACCUCUUCCACCUAGCCACAAAUUCAGGAAAUUUAAUUAAUAAAAUAGCUUGGAAAAUAUUUUCUUGGACCACCUUUACCGUUCUUUUGUUUUAAACUCGACAGGAUGGUUUGUACAAACUCCUUAAUGCUUUACACACUUUUGGAGUCCUGUUUGAUCACAUGAAGAUAGAAAUUGGAUUACUAUUUUCUUUUCCAUUACCGGUUUUUGUUUGUUUGUUUGUUUGUCUGUCUGGGUAAUUUUUACAUUCCACAGAGUAUUUCAGGCUAAAGACUCAACUUAAACUCAGUUAUUAUGGUAGAGCUGGAACACUUUACUUUUUAAAUGCUAAUAAUGCACCGGUACCUCAAUUCAACUGCUACAAAUAAAUGUCAAAAGGUUGAAUAAUAAAUAUUAGAAUGAGCCAUUAAAUUUAUGCACUAGAUUUGGAAAAUGGAAGUCUAACUGUUAAUUCAGUUAAAGUUUGUUAAGUUACUUGGUUGCACAGUAAGGGUUCACUAUAAUUCAAUGUGGCAGCAGACUCUACUUUUCGGGAGCUUUGUUUUCCAGAGUAGGGGUCUCUUUUUCCAAGAGCAGUUGUACUUACUGAUAUUUUCUAUGGUUUGGAAAGGUUGGGGUUUGAGUACAGCUGGAGCAUUGGAAAAGCUGCCUCAUCUCAAAACUAGUCAAUAAAUAUGGAAUUCUAUUUUUGGAAAAGGGUGUCUUUUUACUUGCACAGUCAUUCUUUGCAAUUGGAAAGACUUUUUGUUUCACCAACAGUCUUAAGGUUACUGUUACCCACUAAUGUCAAACUUCAAUUGUGGUCUGAACAUGUCCCUCACAAACUUGCAAAGCAACUAAAAUAUUUGCCUGUAUAGCGGUACAAUUUAUGAUCUAGCCUCCUGCACUUGGUGGAGGAAAUAGCAAAGCGGUAAAUGCAACACAGAAAGUGAAAUGUGAGGCCAUAAGGGGAAAGAAUACACAAAAUGAGUAUAUCAUGUUAUUCAUAGCUUUUUGGCACCAAAACUCAGGCAUGUAAACCAUAGUACACUUCACUGUUUUAUCCACAUCUCUUGAAACUUGAGUUUUGCAAUACCAUCCUAUCUAUGUAGCAGAAGCAUUUCUACUGCACGUGACAAUCAGAGGCAAUUAUCUAUAUUUGCACUUAAUAUCGAAAUAGUUUAACAGGCAGACUUCUAGAGUCUAGCCCUUGGUAAAACAUACUGGUGUAAUAUGUUGUGAUGAUGGAAGCAGUAAAUCAAAAUUAUGAAAAUGUGCACUGUUGAAAAGCAUGCUUUAGCUUUAUUUUCAAUUAAAAACACUGUUUAAAACUUCCUGAUUUCAUACACUUCGACUUAUUGCAGACUUGUCCAUAAUUUCCUCUUCAUUUGAAAGUUUAAGGGUUAUAUUUGGAGGAAAUAUGCUUCCAGAGGUUAGUUUUGUUUUGUUUUUAAAUAAAACUGUUAUAAGCUCAAUUUAAGGCAGUCCUGAACAAUAUAGAGUUUAAUUUCGGGGAGGGAAAUACGUUACAAAAUGAUAAUAAAACAAUUUGAAAAGUUUGGGAUUUGAAAAGACAGUUACAAUUUGGCUGCUGAAUCAGCAGAAUUUGAGAUUAAACAUUGCUAGGUUACUCUUUUUUUGUUUUACAUUUUUUAUUUACACUAGAGUUUUUCCAAAUUACAUUUUAGAGAUUUCACCUCUUCAUUAAUUCCGGGAGAAUAAUUUAUCAUAAAUCAAAAAAGAAAACAAAACAACAAUGAAAUGUUUAUUGUGUGACUCAGAGUCAACAUUUCUUAUGGAAAUUCACUGCCUAUUUUUUAGCCUCUAUCCUCUUUGUCUCUAAAUAUUCCAAGAGGACACUAGCUGCUUUCAGCUCUAGUCUAUUUACUAUAUGCACAUCGUGGUUUUCCUCUCAUUGUAAAAGACCUCUUCUAAGAAUACCUGCAGCCAAAUAUAUUUAGAAAGGGUAAACAAUUGCCUUUCAAUUGAUUCGCCCUUCCCCCACUUACACACAUUUUAAAUUGCCAAUUGCAAAAGGUGCAUUGCAUACUUAACCUGAUCUGCUGAAAUUAUGGUGGUCGUUAAAAAUCUGUUUAAUGGAUGAAGUUGUUCUGAAAUUAAUGUUUACAUUUGAGUGUUUGGAGCUGCAUAAAUUACAGGCUUAUUUCCAGAAAAGUGUAAAUACGUACAAAAUUUAUUGCUCAGGAAAAUCCCCUGGCUCUUUGGGAAAGCAGUUUUUGUAUGAAAAAAGGUCUCCCCUUGACAAAAAGCUACAAAGCUACAAUAUGCAAGCUUGAAACCUAAAAUUUCACCUUAUCUAUUAAACAGUAUAUCAUUUUAGAAGUAGCUUCCUCCAUUGACCCUAUGUACUUACAGUUACAAACAUGUUGACUUGACCCUAACUUAUAAAUAGCAGAGACAAUUUGUUUUGCCCUGUAACUAAUAUUUGGGGGAAGAAACAAAGUACAGAUUUAGACCAAAUAAAUUCAAUGGAGUUUAAAACAUGAAAUAUGGCGCGCAGCUCUGACAUUAGCUCAGUCUCCCUAAGUGAAGUAAUAGUUUCAGUUUAUGGAAGCUGGAGAAUGAACACCACCCAAGCCAAAUACAUUCCUAAGUGUAUCAUUCCUGCAGACUUUUCUGCUGAAGUAUGAUGAAUAAAGGCACCCGCAAAAGGCAAGAAGUUAAAUUGUCACACGUGUACACCCCAGUUAAAGUGCAAGCCACCAGCAAGAAUAAUUGAUUUUUUACUACUGUCAGAGUAAUUUGCAGGUACAAGAAUUUACUGAAAAGGGUAUUCUUUCAAAUUCCUGGUAGUUUAGUAGCUGUUUCUCAUUGUGUUGUAAUAAUUCUUGCAAACACAGUUUAUUAUAAUUUUAGACUUGAUGAUAAUAAUAAAAUAAAAUUACUGUUAUAAAUAGCACAUUUGCCCCAAUAACGGUAAGUUUUAAUACUGAGCAAAACAAGGGGUUUCUAGCCAGCAAGAUUAUGAUAUUACUGCAAUGUUUGUAGGAAAGAGAAACUAAAAGGUAACAGCUAUGAAACUUGACAGUUUUCCAGUUCUUGAUGUACACUGCAUAAAUCAAUCAAAUGAAAUAAAAUAAUAAAAUAAUAAUACCUAAAUCACACCUAGGAGAGUACUUGAACUCGUCUGGAACAUAAUUCCAGAGAUUUUGCUACAAGUAGAGGCUACUGAUACAUUUAUUGGGAAGAUUUCUGUGACCACAUUGAAGACAAAGGAAGUUUUGGACUAUGUCUGAGUCUCUAGAGCAUUAAAAAAGGGAAUGUGUAAUGCCUUCAGCAACCAGAUAUAUUGCCUUAAAAGAUGUAACUUUCAGUUUACAACAAUUUACUUUUAAAAGUGAUUGUUCUAUAAUAUACACUUACUUGACCAUAGUGGAAUAAUCUCUUUGCUGGUUUAUUUAAAACGCCACUAUGUAGCAAUAAUGCAAAAAUGGUGGUGUCUGUUGUAUGAAGUUUGCUGUUCAAUCAUUCACUUGGUGAUUUUCUACAUGAUCUCUGACCUUUUUUCCUAUAUCAGAUUUAGUCGCCAAUAAAUUAAAGUUUCUGCAGAAAUAAGAACAAUGCUAUCAUGUUUUUGUUUGUUACACUUCAUGUGUGUGAGUGGUUAAAACAGAGAGGGUGAUGUAAAAAUGGCAUUUUUUCUACACACACCUCUAAUCAGUGGUAACCUGUAAAAAAAAUUGUAAUAAAUGUAAUAUACUAGAAAAUAUAAAAUAUCGAGAAUGUGGUAAGUUGUGGUUUCUGCAGUUUAAAUGGUUACUGAAAACAAUAUUUUUUCAGUUUAAAAUAUGUUUGGACAUAACUUUCAAGUAAAAAAAUACAAUGUGUACAAAUUAAAAUAAAUCCCUCAAAAUAAGGACAAGGGGACUGGAAUCUACCUUGCUAAAUCAGAUUUACAGAAAGGCGCCAUUCACAAGGUUUUCGUACCCCUGGUAUUUACCUUUACAAUCAUGUUUAAGAAUGUAUGGUUUAGCAGUUCCACGGUUGAAUGUGGAGUUUCUUAUGCCAGUGUAGCCAAAUUGCAUUCUGUUAAAUAGAGGACACUUCCCAAACAUUUUGGGAAAAGACACCUGGACAUGCAGUUAACUGAUUCUAGGCCUUCUAUGUUGCAUUUUUAACUGUUCUGAUAUAAUUAUUUGCUAUGCCCUCACCCCCCACCUCCUCCUUUUCAAUCUCAGGCGGCCUCACAAGUCCCAGCUUUAAAAGGCCCUAGAUGUUUUGCAUGAAGCUCUCACAAUAGGGGUUGAGAGAAUUGACAGUUUCAAAAACAAGGCGUUCUGUCCUUUCCAGAUGCCGAG
Messenger RNA from Pelodiscus sinensis (Chinese soft-shelled turtle), 10052 nucleotides. RefSeq names its product SKI/DACH domain containing 1 (gene SKIDA1). The record is from RefSeq and is a predicted model, not a curated record. NCBI's taxonomy places the organism in Eukaryota, Metazoa, Chordata, Testudines, Trionychidae.